GCCUCUCCAUUGGCCCGUUCCGGCUUCCGCAGAUCGUGGUGGCGCGCGGCCGGUUGGUGAGAGAUUCCAGCAUGUUUGAGCCUCUGAGAUGGCUACGCGAGCCUCCCCGUCACCUGCUGGUGUGCGAGCGAAGCCAUGUGCGCCAUGAGCGCUCCCGCCACACGGCGCACGUGCGGGACCACGCCUUCAACUGCCGAGUAUCCUUUUUGAUCCCCGAUUGUGGAAUACCUCCAGAAGCACUAAAAAGUGCAGCUGCAGAUGUUGGGGAGUACUAUCUGCUGAAGAAUUUAUCCCUUCAUGAGUUUGUUACACAGGAAUUUAUUAACACGUUUGUUAAAAAAGGUUCAUGUUAUGCUCUUACUUACAAUACAAGGAUUGACCAAGACAAUACUGCUGCUCUGCUACCGACAGGCAAAUUGAUUAUAUCAGUGAACAAGGAUACUUAUGAAGAACUUGGACUGCAAGGGCAUCCAUCGCUGUAUUCUGGUAAAAAGCCAAUGAGAUACAUUAUUACUGUUGAUUUGACUGAUUCAGCCUUCAGUCCUGAUAGUAAGAAACAUAAAAGAGUAAUAUGGGCCUUGAAAGAGAAAAAGCCACUAGAGUUUGAUUUCCUGCUGGCUUGGCACCACACAGGAUCAGAAGAAUCAACAUUGAUGUCAUACUUUUCCAAAUACCAAAUACAGGCGCAUCGGCCAAAAAUAACAUUCAGCACAUUAAGAAAUGUUCAGUGUCCGGUGCUGGAGAAUAAUAAACUGCAAGGAGAGCCAGAAUCCGCAUGCAGUGCACAAGAAUUCUUUGAAUGGCUAGGUGCCAUUUGCAGUCAUGUUGGCUUAGACAACACAUCCUCUAGUUUCUUAUCAACUUAUUCAUGCCCUCAGCCAAGCACACUAGUAGAACAAGCUUUGUUGUGUACAAUUACUGGCUUUAUACUUCCAGAGAAGAUAAUUCAGUUAUUGGAGCAAAUAUGUUGCUAUUUUGAAGAACCAAAGCUGGCUCAUUGGGUAUCUCUGAUUGUGCAUGGCUUUGCUGACAGCCCUGUUUCCUGGAGAGAAAGUGAACAUGGUUUCCUGAAGGGGGGAGAAAAUUUAUACAACUUUGUAAUUUUUAGGAGCCUGGACUACUGGCUUCAAAUGGCAGUUGGAACUUAUGAUGACUGUCCUUAAGUUUAUGACCACUGAAGACAUCCAAAGAUGUUAUAUUCAGUAGAUGUUCUUGUGAACUCCUUUUUUAAAAAAAGUAGUUGACAUUUGUUCCCUAUCAGAGAGCAGAACUUACAAAUUGGAAAUAUAUUUUAAAUGGUCUAAAAA
Molecule: messenger RNA, 1307 nt
Organism: Hemicordylus capensis (graceful crag lizard)
Lineage: Eukaryota; Metazoa; Chordata; Lepidosauria; Squamata; Cordylidae
Gene: RPP40
Product: ribonuclease P/MRP subunit p40
Exons: 8
Coding region: 72-1163 (363 amino acids)
Biological process (GO): endonucleolytic cleavage in ITS1 to separate SSU-rRNA from 5.8S rRNA and LSU-rRNA from tricistronic rRNA transcript (SSU-rRNA, 5.8S rRNA, LSU-rRNA); tRNA 5'-leader removal; tRNA 3'-end processing
Cellular component (GO): multimeric ribonuclease P complex; ribonuclease MRP complex
Molecular function (GO): ribonuclease P activity; ribonuclease MRP activity
Source: RefSeq, a predicted model, not a curated record